Panicum hallii is the source of this 1847-nucleotide messenger RNA. RefSeq names its product phospholipase A(1) LCAT3. NCBI's taxonomy places the organism in Eukaryota, Viridiplantae, Streptophyta, Magnoliopsida, Poales, Poaceae. Bases 201 to 1589 code for a protein of 462 amino acids. The record is from RefSeq and is a predicted model, not a curated record. The transcript is spliced from 11 exons. Gene Ontology annotation, biological process: lipid metabolic process.
CCCGUCGGUUGACCGGCGGCGAAACCGAGCCGUGGUCCACGGCAGCUCGCUCGCUCGAGAAGCCUCCGCCCCUCAGCUCACCCGUCACCGCCCCAGCCCCCCGGGCGCCCGCCCAUUAAUACCGCGCCCGCGCUCCACACCGCGCUCGCUCCCCAUGCCCGCCUCUCCGCGCCUGCGCGGUGCCACUGCCAGUGCCAGCCAUGCUCGGCGCGGCGCUCCGGCUCCGCCUCCGCGUGCUCCGCCGCCGCCUGCGGGGCCAACGACGCCGCAGGCGCUCCCGUGGGGGGAGAGCGGCGGUGGAGGACGCCGGGCGGGAGCCUGUGCUGCUGGUGUCCGGGAUGGGCGGGUCAGUGCUGCACGCGCGCCGGCGGUCCAACCCCAAGUUCGACCUCCGGGUCUGGGUGCGCAUCCUCUUCGCCAACCUCGACUUCAAGAAGUACCUCUGGUCGCUCUACAACGCUGACUCCGGGUACGUGGAGCCGUUGGACGACGACGUGGAGAUUGUCGUGCCGGAGGACGACCACGGGCUGUACGCCAUCGACAUUCUUGAUCCUUCCUGGUUUGUAGAACUUGUCCAUCUGACUAUGGUGUAUCACUUCCAUGAUAUGAUUGAUAUGCUCAUUAACUGUGGAUACGAGAAAGGGACCACACUAUUUGGAUAUGGUUAUGAUUUUCGUCAAAGCAACAGGAUAGACAAAGCGAUGGCUGGUUUGAGAACAAAACUCGAAACUGCUUAUAAGACCUCUCGAGGGAAAAAGGUUAAUAUAAUCUCACAUUCUAUGGGUGGAUUGCUAGUGCGCUGCUUCAUGUCUAUGAAUCAUGAUGUAUUCUCAAAGUAUGUAAACAAAUGGAUUUGCAUUGCUUGUCCGUUUCAAGGUGCCCCAGGAUGUAUCAAUGAUUCUCUCCUUACUGGACUGCAGUUUGUUUAUGGUUUUGAGAGCUUCUUCUUUGUUUCUAGAUGGGCAAUGCACCAACUGCUCGUUGAAUGCCCAUCUAUCUAUGAAAUGUUGCCAAAUCUGAACUUCAAUUGGACGGAAAAACCAACUAUUCAGGUUUGGCGUAAGAACCCUGAAAAGGAUGGAAUGGUGGAGCUAGUUCAAUAUGAAGCAAGUGAUUGUGUAUCCUUGUUCGAAGAAGCUUUAAGGAACAAUGAGCUCACGUAUAACGGGAAGAAAGUAGCGCUGCCAUUCAAUAUGUCAGUUUUCAAAUGGGCCACUGAGACUCGCCGAAUUCUAGACAAUGCUGAACUACCAGAUACUGUGAGUUUUUACAACAUAUAUGGGAGAGCUUAUGACACUCCAUAUGAUGUAUGCUAUGGCUCCGAAAGCUCCCCGAUUGGAGAUUUGUCAGAAGUGUGUCACACAGUGCCAGCAUACACGUAUGUGGAUGGAGAUUGCACAGUUCCUAUUGAAUCAGCAAUGGCUGAUGGGUUCGCGGCGAAAGAAAGAGUCGGCGUCGGCGCCGACCACCGUGGCCUGCUGUCUAAUGAGAACGUAUUUGAGCUUCUCAAGAAAUGGCUCGGUGCGAGCGAGAAGGCGCCGCGGUGUCGCGUGUCUAAAAAACCCAGAGUGGUGGACCUGGGCUCCUAAUCGGAGUCUCCUUGUCAAACAUCGCAAUCUCUUCAGGGGGACUGAUUAUUUUGGCCCUUUCCCUUGAAGAGACGAUGAGCACAAAUUCUGGGGAUUGUAUGUUUAUGUCUGCAUGAUGAAAGUCUCUGCAGGGAACAAAGGGGUGAUGACCCCUGUACACGAUGUAUCUUUUCAUGUCAACGGCACGCAUAUUCACAGCGCCCUCCAACGCUGGAGCGUAGUGAAACAAUAAUGAAAUCGAGCAUGGUUUCAAAAGCA